Molecule: messenger RNA, 2538 nt
Organism: Blepharisma stoltei
Lineage: Eukaryota; Ciliophora; Heterotrichea; Heterotrichida; Blepharismidae
Source: the annotation of a GenBank genome assembly
AUGGGAAGCAAGCAUUCAGAUAACAAGGUUAAAAAUAUCGAGAACACAGACGCCGAUGCAUUGACAAAAGGCAAAGGAAAAUACCAAGACCCCAACUAUAAAGGCGAACCAGUCGAUGACAAGCUCUCAGAAGGCCCAGUAGAAAAGCGACACUGCACAGACUGUCUCUGUUGCCUACUUUUCACCGCUUUUACUAUUGCAUGGUUCAUUUGUGGGUUUUAUGGCUUCGCGAAUGGUGAUCCAUACCUACUAACUUAUCCCUACGACUCAGACACACAUCAAUGUGGCCGUCCUGACACUGUAGCUGAAAAUUAUGAAUAUCUUUAUUACCCGUUCCCAAUGUCAGGAUAUUUGGGCUAUCGAGUCUGUGUCAAGCACUGUCCUAAAAACUACACAGGUCCAGUGGAGUGUCUUCCAAAUUCCAAGCUUUAAAGACUGUCAGUUCUUAAUCUUAAUUAACAGAUGGGCUUGGCUGUAUUGAUUUGGCAGUCAUCAAGAACUCUAGAGGGUUCAUUCGCUUUGAGACAUCCACUGUCAGACACUUGAUUGGUUGAGUAUGGCUCCGAUUGCAAGAAAGCAUCGAAAGCACCUUCCCCUUCUCCGGCCUCUGAUGUCAUAGGACACAGGAGUGUUGUGCACUGGGAACGCUCCUCCUUACCCUUUGGGCUCUAAUGUUGAGUGGGCGGACUAUGGACUUCUGCGACCCUGCAUCAGGUAAUUGGAAAGUAGCUUGAUCCAGGGAGUAAACCUGGAAUUUAUCGGGUCCUGGGUGCCUGCCCUCAGCAUCUACAGGAAAAAGCCCUAAUCCUGGAUCGUAAGCCCUGGUAUCGCGGUGAGCUCCUCCUUUGGGUCCCGAGGGACGUUACCAGGUUAACUCUUACAACCACAAGAACUAAGACAAAACCUACUCGGAUAUACAUAAAACUGAUAUCAGACCUAAAUCUCUACUAGAUUCUAGCCCAGUUCGCCUUGGCCAUAAGUUUGAGAAAAUAAUGUCAAGAAAUAGAGUGCGAUUAGGUCGCCAUUUUUUGCAUUAAAGACUGUCAAUUCAGAUUUGAAGAUGUCUCAAGCACUCCAGACUCAGAUUAUGGCUAUAUCCACGGAAUUUAUCCAAGCAAAGGAUACUUGUCAAGGUUUUGCUUACCUGACGGUGAAAAGACUCAGUGGGUAAGAGAAGCCUAUAGUGAAGUCUCAGAUUCAAUAAGUGCAACUGUCCUUUCGGAGUGGUUUUCGGAUGUCCUAACCACUUGGCAAGUUAUUGGGAUCGUGGCAGCAGCUGCACUUGUACUUGGCUUUAUUUACUUAUUUGUGCUUAGGUACUUUAUUGGGAUCAUAGUAUGGCUAUCUAUUCUAGGCACUUUUUCAGCCCUUUUACUUUUAGCUAUUUUCCUGCAAUGGGCUGGCGAAAACAUGUAUGACGACAACAGCGACAGCAAAACUCAAGACACCCUAAAGAUUUGCGCUUAUAUAUUAUAUGCCAUUUGUGGCAUCUUUUUAAUAUACAUUCUCUUCAUGUGCAACCGUAUUAGGUUGGCAAUUGCAAUUAUGAAGGCAGCCACAGUAUUCCUUAAAAAUGUAUGGCUUGCAUUGCUAAUUCCAAUAGCAUUUUAUAUUAUUAUAAUUGCAACCUACAUUUAUUGGAUCUGUGCUGUUCUUUUCUUAUACUCUGAUGGCGAUCUUGAAAAAAGCUCAAAUGAUAACAACCCGAUCCCAAAGGUUAAGUGGGAUGCAACAGUUCAAAAAGCAUUUUACUAUGAAUUCUGGGGAAUUCUAUGGAUGAAUGCUUUUCUUAUAGCUCUUUCACAGUUCAUCCUUGCAAGCACUGUGUGCAUUUGGUAUUUCUCCUGCAACUCUGAGUCAGGAGCUCAACGCCCAAUAUCAAGGUCUGUAUAUAGAGCUUUCAGGUAUCACCUUGGCUCCUUAGCCUUUGGAGCCUUGAUUCUUGCAAUUGUCUGGACGAUUAAAUACCUACUUAUGUAUUUUUCGCAGAAAGUUAAGCAAGCAGGAGGGACUCAGAACAAAAUAAUUUCAUGGAUUCUUAAAUGUGCAGCAUGCUAUGUGGCCUGCUUUGAAAGAUUCAUCAAAUUCCUCAACAAAAACGCAUUUAUUCAAGUAGCUUUACAGUCAACAAGUUUCUGUAAAUCAGCCCGUGAAGCAUUUUUCUUAAUCCUCCGUAACGCAGGACGAUUUUUAACAUUAGGCACGAUUGGCGGCAUUUUUAUAUUACUAGGGAAAUGGACUAUUACAAUAGCAGCAACCUUUAUUGGCUAUAUGAUCAUAACCCAUGCCAGUAAAUGGAAAGAUGAUAUUUACUCCCCAGUUUUCCCAACCAUUGUUUUCUUACUUUGUUCAUACUUAAUAGCAUCAAUAUUUAUGAGUGUCUAUGGAAUGGCUUGUGAUACAAUUUUACAAUGCUUCUUAGUUGAUGAAGAACUAGGAAAGAAAUCAGACAGACCUCCAGCACACUCUCCAAAAGUCCUCCAAGACUUUUUAAAUAGAGAAAGAGAAAGACCUGAGAAAAAAAGCUGCUGCUGCUAA